UAACAUUCAAAUCCAAUCCACACUAAACUCUUCACGAGCUCCAGGUACGGCCGCACAGACCAGACAGUACAGAUACCACCACCAUGGCCCCGCGCUCCACCACAUACAGUUUCCCCACAGUGCACAUCUCGUGUCCGUGCGACGAGUCUAUAGCCAUAACCCCCAUGUCCCCUACCAAGCCCGGCGCCCCAGCAGCGCCAGAGGAAGAUCCGGACGAGUCUGAGGAGGAGGAGACCUUUGACCCCCGAGCACCCCGUUCUAAUUUCUCCCUCUUCCCCUUGGAGAAUUUACUAUACUGCGAGGAUUGCAAGCAGAUUCGAUGCCCUCGUUGCGUGCACGACGAGAUCGUUUGCUUCUUUUGUCCGAAUUGCUUGUUCGAGGUACCAUCUUCUACCGUUAAGACGGACGGAAACCGGUGUACGCGGAAUUGCUUCUCGUGUCCAAUAUGUUUCGCCUCCCUGGUCGUGGCGCCCACAGGUGGGGGGCAGGCGGGUCCGUAUAUACUCCUGUGCAACCACUGCCUCUGGUCAUCAGCAGAGAUGGGGAUCGAGUUUGAGAAACCGACGUCUAUCGCUGCGCAAUUGGCCGAGAAGCUGAAGCCUCCUGCUCUUGCUAAAGUCACGUCGGGGUCUUUCACCUCCCCACUUUCCCCAUUGUCAGCCUCUUCCGAAGGUUAUUUCCCUUCCAUGGGCGCUCCGACUAUUAUUACUCCGGACGAUGAGGAGGAUAAGAGGGAAUUGAGCCCCGAGGAGCGGUUUAUCAAGCUUAAAGCUCAUUACGCACAACAAAAGACUGGGGCGGGGGCAGAUGAGUACGGUGGUUCGCCCGGGGCGUUGUCACGACUUAUGGGACUGUAUUCUGGGCUUGGGUCUGGUAGUCGGAGUAGGAGUUUCGGCCGGGGAAUUGGGGGGUUUAGUAAUAUGGGCGGGAAAGGGAAACUUGAAUGGGCUGAGUGGGAUGCGGUCAAGGAAAUUGGGGACGAUGGGGAAGAGCUCGUUGAGAAGAUUAGAGAAGCUGGGUUUUCUAGAACGACGAGCAAGGAGCAGAGGAUUGCGCAGAACCAUCAACCGAGAUUCAUCCAAGAUCUUAAACCUCUCGCAGCAUUACUGAGGACGAAAAGGUCCAAAAGAUGUAGAGCUUGUCGGCAUAUCCUUGUCAAGCCCGAGUCGAAACCUACUACGAUUAGGUUUAGAAUAAAGCUUGUGGCGAUGAAUUACAUACCAGCACUCUCCAUCUCCCGCUUAGACCCAACAGCGUUCAACUAUGCUGCGCUCACACCCCUCUCAACCCAUCAAUUCCUAUUAACAAUCACAAACCCCUUAUUCGACCCCAUAAACGUCACCCUCGCCACACCGGCCAAAACGCCAGGGAGCUACCCCUCAACCGUAACAAUCCUCUGCCCGACUUUCGAAGUAGGCGCAAACACCGACGUCUGGGACGAGGCCUUACAGACAACCGCAAACCCGCCAACUACCGCCAUCAAGAAGGGGCGGAAAACUGGAAUGUUGAUCGGCACCGUCUGGGAUCUGGGCAGGAACUGGACGACCGUAGUUAUAGAAAUCGUGCCACCGCUACUCCCACUCCCGGGGGAACUGGACGAGGACGGGAAUGAGCUUGCCACCGAAGAUGACAGGCUCGUUCAGGUUCCUGUGUCGGUGCGUGUGGUUUACGAGACUGAUCUUGAAAGGGAUGAUGGUGGGCUCGGGAAGGAGGCGAAGGAGAAGAGAGAGCACACAUACUGGAGUGUGUUGGGACUUGGGAGGAUCUCAGAGAAGAUGCCUACCACGGCUACCGAGGAUGCCGCAGGGCCGUCGGCAGCACGGCCAAUGAGCUUGGCUUCUAUAGCGGGGAAGGGCGUCACCGGGAGAGGGGGUGCCGUAGAGGAAAUUAGCGGGAGUAAGGUAAAUAGACACUCUGUCAGGUAGAUUUAUAUGGCGGUGGUAGCGAAUACUCUUAUCCUAUGGCGGAUGGUAAUUUUGA
Tuber melanosporum (Perigord truffle) is the source of this 1980-nucleotide messenger RNA. RefSeq lists its product as uncharacterized. The transcript has 3 exons. Lineage: Eukaryota; Fungi; Ascomycota; Pezizomycetes; Pezizales; Tuberaceae. The record is from RefSeq and is a predicted model, not a curated record. Bases 165 to 1925 code for a protein of 586 amino acids. Gene Ontology annotation, cellular component: dynactin complex.